CGUCGAACUACUCGUCGGAUGGCCCACGCAUUCUGUCUGGGGGAGUACGCAGGACAUCCACAUGAAGCCCCGAACGCGAAUAUAAACCCACCAAUACUGGUUUCGCGAAUUAAAGCAACGCUCGUGCCUCCAUUACCUGAAGGCAUAACCCGUCAUCCAUGUCUUCACCAAGGUUCAGAGUAGCUGUCUGUGGUGGUGGAGUUGGCGGACUCACGCUUGCAGUUGCUCUCUCGCGAUACCCUGACCUUCAAGUCGAUAUCUAUGAGAGAGCUCGUAGCUUCUCUGAGGUGGGCGCGGGUAUCGUCUUCAUGCUCAGACCUUUCAAGGUGAUAAGAAAGUUGGGAAAGAAGCUCGAAGAGGCCCUGCUCGGAAAGUUGCCUGUGCCGUUUUCUGAGGAAAGUUCAACUGGCUUCAGAUUCAGGAAGAGCGAUCAACCGGAGGGGGAGACCUUGUUCGAUAUGGUUAUCCGGGGUAGCCUCAUUAAUCUUCACCGGGCCGACUUUCAAGGCGUUCUUCUAGACAACCUGGGUCCAAAUGUGAAGACGCACACCUCGAAACGCCUCCAUUCCUACUCCCAGUCUGACGAUGGAACACUUGCCAACACCCUAGCCUUUGAGGACGGGACAACCGCGACAUGUGACAUCCUCGUCGGUGCGGACGGCGUGAGGUCUGCGGUAAGAGCCAAGAUGAUGCAAGACCUCGCUCGCGAUCCUACCUCCAACUCGAGCGGGGAAAUGCGCGCUUUGCAGGAAUAUCUCGCGUGCAUCGAGCCGGUGUUCAGUGGUGUCAUUGCUCACCGAGCGCUUAUCCCUGCUGAGAAGCUACGAGCCGUUGCGCCGAGUCAUCGGGCAUUCGGCGGUGUUUAUACAUGGGUGGCCAAAGGGCGAGUGAUAACGACAUACCCCGUGUCAAUGGGAAAAUUUGUCAACCUCGCCGCCAACUCCCUGGACGAAAGCUUGAUGCGCUCUGCGCACAGUAUCGAUGCAAAUCAUCACCAGAGGUAUGACGGUGACUGGGUCAAAUCCAUCACUAAGGACGAUUUUUUGGAUAAGUUCGAAGGGAUGGAAAAAGAGGUGCAGACUAUGCUCGACCUCAUUGAGAGUGGUAACGCAUGGGUGAUCAACGUCACCAAGAACUUGCCAACUCAUGUACAUGGACGGGUCGCGCUCCUGGGAGACGCAGCGCACGCCAUGACGCCCUUCUUGGGCUCUGGUGCGGGCCAGGCUGUCGAGGACGCAUACAUGCUCUCAGAACUCCUAGGAGAUUAUCGCGUAACGCUCGCUACUCUAUCUCACGCAUUGACAGUGUACGAUGAGAUCCGUCGCCCGUUCUCAACAAACGUCGCGCGACUGUCUAUGGAGAACGGGUUCACUGCUGGUCUACAAUCAGGGACACCGAUAUCUGACAUGGAGGAGAGGGUGAAUGGUGCAUGGUCCUGGGCUUGGGAGACAGAGAUCGACGAUUCGAUGGAUGAGGCAAGGAAAUUGCUUGGAAAACGGCUUGGAGCUUAGGAGCUUAGAAGGAGUCAUUACUAGGGCCGCUCACUCUCAAAGUGACGACUCUUUAUACACGUGUUAUGGAUUUAACGGAACUGCACUAUCUGAUACUUAACAUGGG
Coniophora puteana RWD-64-598 SS2 is the source of this 1617-nucleotide messenger RNA. Its product is annotated as FAD/NAD(P)-binding domain-containing protein. Gene Ontology annotation, biological process: secondary metabolite biosynthetic process. The transcript is spliced from 8 exons. The coding region runs from base 159 to 1511 and encodes 450 amino acids. NCBI's taxonomy places the organism in Eukaryota, Fungi, Basidiomycota, Agaricomycetes, Boletales, Coniophoraceae. The record is from RefSeq and is a predicted model, not a curated record. Gene Ontology annotation, molecular function: FAD binding.